This is a messenger RNA of Jaminaea rosea, 996 nucleotides long. RefSeq lists its product as hypothetical. NCBI's taxonomy places the organism in Eukaryota, Fungi, Basidiomycota, Exobasidiomycetes, Microstromatales. The annotation marks the transcript as partial. The transcript is spliced from 4 exons. The record is from RefSeq and is a predicted model, not a curated record. Gene Ontology annotation, cellular component: membrane.
CACCCUGUACCCCUCCUCCUCGCCCUCCUCCUCUCAGCCCACGGCCUCCGCAAGGGAUCCCUAUCCACCUCUGGCAGCAUCGCAGCCUUCUUCGUAGGCUACCUCAGCUUGGCAGUCGAAGGAAACAAGACCUUUGGUGUCGUACUGCUCUGCUUUUACUUGGCGGGCAGUAGGGCUACCAAGGUCAAGAGCGAGUUCAAGGCAAAGUGUGAACGUGAGGAAGGGACGGGGCAGCAUAAGAGUGCGGGAGGUGGAGGGAGAGAUGCUUGGCAGGUAGCCAACUUCUCGCUCCUCCCCACAUGCUGCGCCUUUACAGGCACAUUCGCAGCCGUCGCGUAUCGCAUUGUUCUCUCCUCCCUCUCCAGCAAUGCAUCAACCUCCUCUUUUCUACCGUCAUGGCUCUCCCCAACAUCCUCCACUCUGGGUGCCUGCCCUCUCACCCAUCCGACGCUGCGCUUCCUCGCUAACCUCUCCCUAGCCCACUACGCCGCCUGCAUGGGAGAUGUCCUCGCCUCUGAGCUAGGCAUCUUGUCAAGGGGGGAGCCCUGGUUGCUUUUCACCUUGAGGCCCAGAAGGGUGCCUAGAGGAACAAACGGCGCCCUCUCCCCUUGGGGCACAUUUUGCUCUUUCCUCGGCGGCCUCUUCAUUGGCAUCGUGUACCUAGUCACGCUCCACAUCUCGAUGCCUGCUUGUCGUCCGGCCCCACUACGCCCUGGUCAAUCUGUCUGGGAGCCUUCGCCUACGCUUGCUCCCUCUGGCGGGGCAGUCAGUAUCGCCUGUAUGGCGGGCUUUGGGGGAAGCAUGCUCGACUCCUUCUUGGGAGCGGUAUGUCAGAGGACGUGGUAUCAUCGAGGGACGAAGCAGGUACUUGUUGGAGGCACUGCAGAUUUACCAAAGGGUGACGCGGUAGGCUGGACCAUCAUUAGCGGGUAUGACAUCCUGUCCAAUGGGCAGGUCAACUUCAUCUCCUCAGCUGCCGUGGCGCUGACCCUUGCA